Messenger RNA from Doryrhamphus excisus (bluestripe pipefish), 1593 nucleotides. It is a transcript of the gene dcps, whose product is annotated as decapping enzyme, scavenger. Gene Ontology annotation, molecular function: RNA 7-methylguanosine cap binding; hydrolase activity. Lineage: Eukaryota; Metazoa; Chordata; Actinopteri; Syngnathiformes; Syngnathidae. Gene Ontology annotation, biological process: deadenylation-dependent decapping of nuclear-transcribed mRNA. The record is from RefSeq and is a predicted model, not a curated record. Gene Ontology annotation, cellular component: P-body; nucleus.
GAUGUCAAAACGUGAUCCACUCAAGUCUAAUGUCCUUGGUUGUGAGUACAGCGUGAGCAGUCUCUCUCGUUUAACAAUCUCUGGACACUUGCUCUGGACGGUGAGAAAGUGGCGUCAAAUAUGGCGGAUGUUUCAGCGAAACGCCAACGAGAUCCCGAGGCAACAAAAGAAUUAUCUCAUCAAACCAAGACGGUGAAGACGGACUGUGAAAAUGGUCGGGGGGAGAGUGAAAACGAAACAAAUCUUCUGUCUGGUUUUCAAACCACCAUCGUGUUGAGUGAUUCUGCCAGGGAGAAAAAUAUCUUCGUCCACGGAAAGCUCGCCGAUCAGAACGCCGUGGUCAUCCUGGAGAAGACUCCCAUCAGGGAAGACGCCCUGGCUGACAUCUUCACCGCUUCCACUCUGAAGUUAGAAAUGAGGAAUGACAUCUACAGCACCUAUCGUCUCCAGGCUCCACCACACCUCAAUGAGAUCAAGGCGACCCUGGUGUGUCCAGCUACUGAGAAGCAUGUCAAUAAAUACCAGCGUCAGGAGAGUUUCCUGGUUGAGGAGACGGCAGAGGACUACCAGUCCAUCACUCUGCCUUACAUCCAGAAGCAGAGUUUUAGCGUGCAGUGGGUAUACAACAUAUUGGACAAGAAGGCAGAGUCCGAGCGGAUAAUGUUUGAAGAUCCAGACCCAGAGCUUGGUUUUGUGCUCCUUCCAGAUUUCAAAUGGGACCAGAAACAGCUGGAUGAUUUGUACUUAAUCGCCAUCACACAUCAGAAAAACAUCAAGAGUCUGAGAGACCUGACAUCGGAGCACUUACCGCUGCUUCAAAACAUCUUCCAGAAAGCAAAGGAGGCCAUUGUCAAGCAUUCCAGUCUCCCAGCCAGUAAGCUGAGAGUCUACCUGCACUACCAGCCGUCUUAUUACCACCUCCACGUCCACUUCACCAAGCUGGGCUAUGAGGCACCAGGCUGCGGGGUGGAGCGUGCACAUCUCCUCGCAGAUGUCAUCCAGAACCUCCAGACUGACCCCAAUUAUUACAAAACAAGGACUCUCUACUUCCCCCUGCGGGCAGACGAUGGGCUCCUCACUCGGUUUAAAGAAGCUGGGAGACUGUAAGGCGCUACAAUGUGGUGACUAGCCGGUUUUUGUCCACCCUCCUGAUUUGCUUUUUUAAUUUGGAUGUUUGUCACACUUAAAUGUUGCAGAUCAUCCCAAAAUGUUAAUGUUAGUCAAUGACAACACAACUGAAUACAAAAUGCUGUUUUUAAAUGAAACGUAUUAUGCAGCCCACUUUCUCUCACUUAAGAGCCAAGUACUUUUUAGCUGCAGACCAUUUUUGUAUGGAAAGUGUAUUUUUUGUGUGACAAGCUGAAUCUGUGCAUAAAUGAUUUAUGUACUUCUUUUCUACACGUGGAUUCUAAACAUCAGCUUUCAAAAUGAAACAGUCUGACUAAUGACUACGUAAAAAAAUCUUGUAGUUCUAAAUGUUAACUUCCACAUGAGGUCUGUGUUAAUGUUGACAUCCUGUAGUCAUCAGAAAAACUGCUGGAUGUAGUAUUUUUUAUGGAACAACAAUAAAAACGUUACAUGCAUGUAACAUUA